UCUGUUGGCAUUUUGUGUUUGACACUUGUUAUCAGGCAAGCACAUUCGUUUCUGAGACGUAAGCACACUUAGGUUUCUGUUUCUGGCAGUAUAAAUUAGCUGCAGGUUGGUGCUACUCUAACAGCUAGAAGAAGAACUGAAGAGAUGGAUCUAACAGAGCUUGAUGCAAAGCCCGGAGACCUGAUCGAGAUUGACCGUGGGUUAUACCAGCACUGGGCCCUCUACAUCGGUAAUAUGGAAGUCGUUCAUUUUACUACUCCGGGUGGUGAUGUUGCCCUGAAGACCAUAGGAAAGGUGAAGCGUGAGAUGAUCUGGAAAGUGGUGGGCAAUGAUAGGUUCAAGGUCAACAACCUCCUAGAUGACAAGUACCAGCCUCGUGAGAGUUACCUCAUCGUGAAGGAGGCUUGUAGCAUGGUGGGUCGGGACCUGCGGUACUCUCUCGUGACUAGAAACUGCGAGCACUUUGUCACAGACCUACGAUACGGCAAGGCAGAGUCCCGACAGGUUACCACAGCAGCUGAGAUUGGAGGGACAGUUUUAGCUGUUGGGUUAGUUGCAGCUGUAGCUGCUGUGUUCGUAUCCUGGCUCAAAGACGACGACAACAAAGAAGAAAGGAGAGAAGAAAGGAGACAACCAAGGAGACAUCCAAGGAGACAUUACAAUUGGCAGCAAUGAGACAACAAGAUGGAAGGAAAGAUCCUGCCACUGUUUCAGCCAAUUAACCUGGCACGGAUUAUGAUUUAAACAUUGUGAAUAAAUGGUUGUCUUUGUUGGUGUAACACACACACAACUCACACAUAUACUGUAUGCACACAUACAAACACACACAGAUUAGGCAAGCUUUUGUGGAGAAAGAUGAAGUCAUAGGUAAAUCCAUGGCUGUUAUGUUUGAUAUCAAUGUCUGAAAUGUAUAAAAUGAUUC
Molecule: messenger RNA, 922 nt
Organism: Etheostoma spectabile (orangethroat darter)
Lineage: Eukaryota; Metazoa; Chordata; Actinopteri; Perciformes; Percidae
Product: phospholipase A and acyltransferase 4
Exons: 4
Coding region: 145-675 (176 amino acids)
Biological process (GO): N-acylphosphatidylethanolamine metabolic process
Cellular component (GO): cytoplasm
Molecular function (GO): A2-type glycerophospholipase activity; glycerophospholipid phospholipase A1 activity
Source: RefSeq, a predicted model, not a curated record